Molecule: messenger RNA, 732 nt
Organism: Coccidioides posadasii C735 delta SOWgp
Lineage: Eukaryota; Fungi; Ascomycota; Eurotiomycetes; Onygenales; Onygenaceae
Source: RefSeq, a predicted model, not a curated record
AUGACUCCGCUGACCAUAGCGUUCGAAUCUGAUAGCUACUUUCAAAACAACCCAUCAGCCUCACAGGCGAUGGUGUCUGCUCUGAACAAGAUAUUUGAUAGUUAUCGAGACACAGAUUCUCCUGCUGUUAACCCUGAUGGCAUCGGAAUUGAAGGCGCAAUGAAAUAUUUAGGUGACAUAAAAGUGCAACUGGACGAAGUUGUCUGCCUGGCGAUAUCGGAACUCCUGCGCUCACCAUCAAUGGGUGAAUUUACACGCGAAAGCUUCAUUGAUGGGUGGAAGGACUCAGGCUCGGAUACCCUUGCAAAGCAAGCAUCCUUUGCCUCGAAUCUGCGCAAACGCAUCCGCAACGAACCGGAUCUGUUUAAACGCGUAUAUCGCUAUGCAUUUAUUCUCUGCCGCCUGCCUGGUCAGCGCCAUCUCACCCUGGAAAUUGCAACUGAACAGUGGCGUCUAUUCUUCACAGCAGAUAACGGGGGCAUCUCGUGGAACACCUCAACCACACCAUGGCUGGACUGGUGGCUUGAGUUCGUCGAAGGCUCGUGGAAACGUCCCAUUAACAAGGAUCUCUGGGAGCAGACGGAGGUGUUGAUGCGAAAGACUCUAGAGGAUCCGAGUUUGAAAUGGUGGAGCCCGGAUGGGGCGUGGCCGGGUGCUGUGGAUGAUUUUAUAGUCUUUGCGAAGGGGAAAUUGGGACAAAACAGCUCCAGCGAGGCUAUGGAUGUUGAGUGA